AUCGACCGCUCCCCGCGGAAGGUGACUGCCGCGAUGGGCAAGAAGAAGAUCGCAAAGCGGUCCAAGAUCAAGUCCUUCGUGAAGGUUUACAACUACAACCACCUGAUGCCCACCCGGUAUUCUGUCGAUAUUCCGCUGGACAAAACAGUGGUCAAUAAGGACGUGUUCAGGGACCCCGCUCUAAAACGCAAAGCGAGACGUGAAGCCAAGGUGAAGUUUGAGGAAAGAUACAAGACUGGCAAGAAUAAGUGGUUCUUCCAGAAGCUGCGAUUCUAAAGGUGUAACAAGUUGCAUCAAUAAAUGUUUAUUAAAAACCG
Aptenodytes forsteri (emperor penguin) is the source of this 317-nucleotide messenger RNA. It is a transcript of the gene RPL27, whose product is annotated as ribosomal protein L27. Gene Ontology annotation, biological process: translation. The annotation marks the transcript as partial. The transcript is spliced from 3 exons. The record is from RefSeq and is a predicted model, not a curated record. Gene Ontology annotation, molecular function: structural constituent of ribosome. NCBI's taxonomy places the organism in Eukaryota, Metazoa, Chordata, Aves, Sphenisciformes, Spheniscidae. Gene Ontology annotation, cellular component: cytosolic large ribosomal subunit; ribosome.